This is a messenger RNA of Solanum dulcamara, 2010 nucleotides long. RefSeq names its product 3-ketoacyl-CoA synthase 4. Bases 133 to 1698 code for a protein of 521 amino acids. Gene Ontology annotation, biological process: fatty acid biosynthetic process. NCBI's taxonomy places the organism in Eukaryota, Viridiplantae, Streptophyta, Magnoliopsida, Solanales, Solanaceae. Gene Ontology annotation, molecular function: acyltransferase activity, transferring groups other than amino-acyl groups. Gene Ontology annotation, cellular component: membrane. The record is from RefSeq and is a predicted model, not a curated record. The transcript has a single exon.
AGCGUUUUUACGUAUAAUGGAAUCUUUCUGCAAAUUGCAAUUUCCAAAAAGUCAGCUUCAGUGGUAGUAGAGAGAAGAAGAAGAGUGAGAGAAGUCUUCCCCAAUUUAUCCUCUCUCUCUUUCACCGCCGCCAUGGACGGAGCCGCCGGCACUCAAGUCAACACCGUGAACGGCGGCGGCGGUGGUGGUGGUGAUGAGACAGUCGGAGUUCAGAUCCAGCAGAGUCGGAGGUUACCGGAUUUCCUUCAGAGUGUAAACUUGAAGUACGUUAAACUAGGUUACCAUUACUUGAUCUCUCAUUUGUUGACUCUAUGUUUGAUUCCUGUGAUGGCUGUGAUUUUAAUUGAAGUUUCACAAAUGAAUCCUGAUGAUAUUCGUCAGUUAUGGCAACACUUGAAGUAUAAUCUAGUCUCUGUUAUUAUUUGUUCCGCCGUUUUGGUUUUCGGAUCCACGGUUUACAUCAUGACUCGGCCGAGGCCGGUUUAUUUGGUUGAUUACUCUUGUUAUAAAGCUCCUGAGCAUCUCAAGGCUCCGUAUGAACGGUUCAUGCAGCAUUCGCGGCUCACAGGUGAUUUUGAUGAGUCUUCGCUUGAGUUUCAGAGGAAGAUUCUGGAACGUUCUGGCCUCGGGGAUGAUACUUAUGUCCCUGAAGCUAUGCAUCAGCUUCCCCCGCAGCCUUCUAUGGAGGCUGCGAGGGAAGAGGCUGAGCAAGUCAUGUUUGGUGCCCUGGACAAAUUGUUUGCUAAUACAUCUGUGAAACCUAAGAAAAUAGGUGUUCUUGUUGUGAAUUGUAGUUUGUUCAAUCCGACUCCAUCGCUUUCAGCUAUGAUUGUGAACAAGUAUAAGUUGAGAGGUAAUAUAAGGAGUUUUAACCUGGGAGGUAUGGGUUGUAGUGCUGGUGUAAUAGCGGUUGAUCUUGCUAAGGACAUGUUGCAAGUGCACAGAAAUACCUAUGCCGUUGUUGUUAGUACUGAGAAUAUUACUCAGAAUUGGUAUUUUGGGAAUAAGAAGUCCAUGCUGAUACCAAAUUGUUUGUUUAGAGUCGGGGGUUCUGCUGUUUUGCUGUCUAACAAGUCCGUGGAUAGAAGAAGGGCGAAAUAUAAGCUUGUUCAUGUUGUUAGGACGCAUCGCGGGGCUGAUGAUAAGGCAUUUCGUUGUGUUUACCAAGAACAAGAUGAUGCUGGAAAAACUGGGGUCUCUUUGUCAAAAGAUCUCAUGGCAAUCGCUGGUGGAGCGCUUAAGACGAAUAUCACUACCUUGGGUCCUCUUGUUCUACCCAUCAGCGAGCAACUUCUGUUCUUUGGUACUCUGAUAAUUAAGAAAAUAUUCAAUAAGCAUAUGAAGCCUUAUAUUCCAGAUUUCAAGUUGGCCUUUGAUCAUUUCUGCAUACACGCUGGUGGAAGGGCUGUUAUUGACGAGCUGGAGAAGAAUUUACAGCUGACACAGGUUCACGUUGAGGCAUCUCGAAUGACACUGCAUCGCUUUGGAAAUACUUCAUCCAGCUCCAUCUGGUAUGAACUGGCGUAUAUAGAGGCCAAAGGAAGAAUGAGGAAAGGUAACAAAGUUUGGCAGAUUGCAUUUGGAAGCGGUUUUAAAUGUAACAGUGCUGUUUGGCAGGCACUACGAAAUGUAAAGCCUUCUUCCAAUGAUCCUUGGGGGGAUUGUAUCGAUAGGUAUCCUGUAAAAGUAGUAUCAUAAAAAUGGCAGCCCGGUGCACUGAAGCUGCUGCUAUGCGCGGGAUCCGGGUAAGGGCCUGAAAAGUAGUAUCAUAACAUCUUGGAAAUCAUGAUUAGGCAAGUCCAAUGUUAUCUGUAGCUGCUUCAGUGUCCAACGGCCUCUUAAGCUGAGUGAUGCUCUGCUUCCAUUUUUUUUCCUUUUCUCUUUUCUAUUCAUGAAUCAAGUAUCUUUUUUCCUUUUCUUGGUUUAGGGCCUUAUGCUAAUUUGUGCUGUACCAUUUCAAUCUAUUACUCCUAUGACUUCAUAUAUGUAGCAAUUUCUAUUUUAAUUGUA